CGGUGGCGGCUGGUUCUGCGCCGGAUCCCGGAGAGGGGCGGGCGCCAUUGUGCUUGGUUGUCGACUGCUCUGCCUCAGUUAGAGGCCUACAACGCCAAGGAGGAAGGCGGCGGUGUGGUCGUUACGAGCCGGACGCGCUCAGUUCAGUGCGAACUCGGCAACGGGGGAUCCUUAAGAAUGGAAUCUAAACCUUCAAGGAUUCCAAGAAGAAUUUCUGUUCAACCCUCCAGCUCUUUAAGUGCUCGGAUGAUGUCUGGAAGCAGGGGUAGUAGUUUAAAUGACACCUAUCACUCAAGAGACUCUUCAUUUAGAUUGGAUCCUGAAUAUCAGUCUACAUCAGCAUCAGCAUCUGCAUCACCAUUUCGGUCUACAUGGUUUAGUGAAUCUGAGAUAACUCAGGGAGCUCGCUCAAGAUCUCAAAACCAGCAACGGGAUCAUGAUUCAAAAAGACCUAAGCUUUCUUGUACAAACUGUACAUCUACCUCAGCUGGGAGAAGUGUUGGACAUGGUUUAAAUGCAGUAUCAGAUUCUUCUUGGAGGCAUAAUCAAGUUCCCAGAUCUUCAUCAAUGGUACUUGGAUCAUUUGGAACUGACUUAUUGAGAGAGAGGAGAGAUUUAGAUAGGAGAGCAGAUUCCUCCAUUAGUAAUCUUAUGGAUUAUAGUCAUCGAAGUGGUGAUUUCACAACUUCAUCAUAUGUGCAAGACAGAGUUCCGACUUCAUAUUCACAGGGAGCAAGACCAAAAGAGAACUCAGUGAGCACUUUACAAUUGAAUACAUCAUCAACAAACCACCAAAUGCCUUCUGAACAUCAGACUAUACCAUGUUCUAGGGAUGCCAGUAGAAAUUCUUUAAGAUCAAAUUUUUCUCCAAGAGAAUUGGAAUCGCCCUCAAAUACCACACACCCUGGAUUUUCUUAUAUUUCAAAUAGAGAUGAAACCUCAACCAUGAGCAGUUCAGAUAGAGUUGGUUCAUCUCAAAGAUCAUUUCAAGAAUCUUCUGAUAAUGAAGGUAGACGUACAACCAGAAGAUUGCUGUCACGUAUAGCUUCUAGUAUGUCAUCUACCUUUUUUUCACGAAGAUCUAGUCAGGAUUCUUUAAAUACAAGAUCAUUGAGUUCUGAAAAUUCUUAUAUUUCUCCAAGGAUCUUGACAGCGUCACAAUCUCGUAGUAAUGCAGCAUCAGCUUCUGAUGCUUCUGAUAACAGGGCAUCUGAAGCUUCUCAGGGAUUUCGAUUUCUUAGACGAAGAUGGGGUUUGUCAUCUCUUAGCCAAAAUCAUAACUCUGAGCCAGAUUCAGAGAAUUUUAAUCAAGAAUCUGAAAGUAGAAAUACAGGACCAUGGUUAUCUUCCUCACUUAGAAAUAGAUGCACACCUUUGUUCUCCAGAAGGCGGCGAGAGGGACGAGAUGAAUCUUCAAGGAUACCUACCUCUGAUAUACCAUCUAGAUCUCAUCAUAUUUUUAGAAGAGAAUCAAAUGAAGUGGUUCACCUUGAAGCACAGAAUGAUCCCCUAGGGGCUUCUGCCAAUGGACCACAAACUUUCGCGGCAUCAAGCAGUGCUGCUAGUAGUGGGUCCGCUUCAGAUUCAACUCACAGUGGAAGAAAUACGGGAAUAACAGGGAUCCUUCCUGGUUCCUUAUUCCGAUUUGCAGUUCCCCCAGCACUUGGGAAUAAUUUGACUGACAAUGUCAUGAUCACUGUAGAUAUUAUUCCUUCAGGUUGGAGUUCAUCUGAUGGGAAAAAUGAUAAGACUAAAAGUAUGCCUUCGAGAGACCCAGAAAGACUACGGAAAAUAAAAGAGAGCCUCCUUUUAGAGGACUCUGAAGAAGAAGAAGGUGACUUAUGUAGAAUUUGUCAGAUGGCAGCUGCCUCCUCAUCUAACUUGCUGAUAGAACCAUGCAAGUGUACAGGAAGUUUGCAGUAUGUCCACCAAGAGUGUAUGAAAAAGUGGUUACAGGCCAAAAUUAAUUCUGGUUCUUCAUUAGAAGCUGUAACUACCUGUGAACUCUGUAAAGAGAAGUUGCAACUUAACCUGGAGGAUUUUGAUAUUCAUGAACUACAUAGAGCUCAUGCAAAUGAACAAGCUGAAUAUGAGUUUAUCAGCUCUGGUCUCUACCUAGUCGUGUUACUGCACUUGUGUGAACAGAGCUUUUCAGAUAUGAUGGGAAAUACAAAUGAACCAAGCACACGUGUUCGACUUCAGAGGAUGAUUCCGAAGAAGAUGGAGACCAUAACAGAACAUUUGAUAUUGCCUAACUUCAUAUAAGACAAAAGGAUGGUCUGUGAACAAGUGUGUUUAUUAAAACUGGCAAUUAAGUAUGAAUUAAUUUGUGAGGAAUGCCUGUUGAGUACAUUGGCUAUAUAUAUAUAAUGAAUAUAUAUAUACAGAUGUAUGCAUGUAUAUAUAUAUUCACUCACGAGUGUUGCUGAAUUUAAAUUCCAUUACUGGACCUUUUAAGAUGCCAGUGAAAUCUGAUGUUUAUAAACUGGUAAUCAAAAGUAUUUUUCUUUUAGGUGAGUGGGAAAAUGUUACCCUUGUUUUAAAUAGCUAACUAAUGCUGACAGCUCUUUUGUGUUCUGAUUACUGUAGUCAUAUUUAUGAAAAGGUUCAUGUUUUAGUCUCUUGCUAGUGAAAAAAGUGGGACAAAGUAUCCUUUUGAAACAAAAUGCCAAGUGGCACCUAAUUACUUUUCCUUUUAAAAUGCCUUAAGUUACAGUCUCGUUUUCACAAUCAUUUAUUUCCAGUGUUUUACAAAAACAAAAUGGGAAAGGGGGUGUAAUGAGCAUUAUAUUAGGUUUCCAAAUUUGAUUCUAAAUUCACUUAGCAAUAAAAUUUAAUUUUUAAAAAGGUAUUUAAAUAUAAAAUGUAUAAAUGAUGGAUACAUUUUUGUACUGAUUGCAAAUGCAGAUUAUAUUUGAUAGGCUAUAGCAUGUAGAUAUUCCUUUUAGGAAUAUUACAGCUGUAAAUUAAAUCAGAAUUGCCAGUCAAGUGCGAUUUGAUUUCAAAAAAUCUCAAGUUAACGAAAUAUUUUUAAAUCCCACAUUCAGAGUUUAAAAACACUGGUUUUCAACAUGUUUUUUUAGUGUUGUCACUUCUUUAUAGAUAAAUGAUAUAAAUAACCUCUUUAGAUCCUGGUCCUUUGUAAGCUGUUCCUUGAUAAUUCUGAGCAUUUAUUUGGUGAUUUAAUAUUUUUCAUUACCUUUGGAGAACAUACAAAAUUAUUCACCAUGAAUAAUUACUAUUAUUCACCAUGAAUAAUUAUUCACCAUGAAUGUGGCCAUGAGUUAUAUUCACUUCCAUAACUGUAUAUUUCCUUUGUCAACAUCCAUAGACGAUACUCAGAAACACCUUCAGGUGGUUUUUGAUUAAAUAAAAGUCUUUAUGUCAUGGCAGCAAAGUAUUUUUUCAGAGCCUAAGUUGGAACCAUGUAAUUUUCCAAACGUGAAUAAACAGUUUGCCCACACUUUGUUGGUCUUAUGUGAAAUCUUGGCUUGAAAUAAAGAACAUACUGAUUUACUUUAGAGUUUGAAAUAUUUCUUUUUAAACUGAUACUUAAAGAAGGCCUCAACCUUACAGUCAAGAAUUAAAAUUUCAAAUCCCAUUUCAUACAGAAGGAAUGUUUUUUAAACAGUGGUUCAAUUUGCUUACAUAUCUUACUUGAAGCAAAAUUUAAAAUGUCAAUUUGUUUGUAUUGAACUUAUAUAAGUAAUGCUAUGAAUCCAAUUGAAGGGAACUUCUUUUUUUUGUGGAUCUUUAGGUAUGUUUUAUAUUGAUAAUGGAAUGUCUUAUGUUAACCCACAGAAAUUUUUAUUUAAAAAUUUUAAUGACCCAUAAAAUUCCCUUAAAAAUGACCUACCAAAAUGGGAAUUGGUCUACCUUCACACAGUGGAGAAACCUAUUUUUUGGAAGAAUUGCCACUGGGUAGAAGUUACCAAAUGAACACGAAAAUGUAAUCUUAGUUGUAUGGGCAUUAGCGGAAGAAGAGAGUCUAUAGAGUAUUUCUUUCCAAUAAAACUUUCUGUGAUAAUGGAAAUGUUCUAUAACUUGGAUUGCCCAAUGUGGUAGCUACUAAAUCAUGAAGUUUGAGCAUUCAAAAUGUACUUCGUGCAGUUGAGGAACUGAAUUUUAAUAUAUUUAAUUAGCCACGUGUGGCUAGCGGUUACCAUUUUCAACAUUAUAGGAAAAGAAAAUGGUUGCUUUUUAGUUCUCAAAGAAACAGACUUAAAAUAGAAAAUACAUGAAGAAAUUCCAGUCAUUUAAUAUUCAUCAUUGGUACUAUUAAAAGCCCAUCAGUAGGACCCUCCCUAGUGGCGCAGUGGGUUAAAGUACACUAUGAAGCUGGUGACAGCAGCUUCAGAGUGAGUUCAAUCCCCAGCCAGAGAGGUGACCCACAUGGUGCA
This is a messenger RNA of Condylura cristata (star-nosed mole), 4400 nucleotides long. RefSeq names its product membrane-associated ring finger (C3HC4) 7, E3 ubiquitin protein ligase (gene MARCHF7). NCBI's taxonomy places the organism in Eukaryota, Metazoa, Chordata, Mammalia, Eulipotyphla, Talpidae. The transcript is spliced from 9 exons. Gene Ontology annotation, biological process: protein autoubiquitination. The record is from RefSeq and is a predicted model, not a curated record. Gene Ontology annotation, molecular function: zinc ion binding; ubiquitin binding; ubiquitin conjugating enzyme binding. Gene Ontology annotation, cellular component: nucleus. Bases 178 to 2265 code for a protein of 695 amino acids.